UACCGGCUCAGUUGAUGCAUUUGGCAAGUGUCGGCAUGUUACAGACUGACCGUGACGUGUGUGUGUGAGUGAGUGUGUGUUGGUGUUAACGAGAGACGACCUCGCAUCAGAUCAUCAGUGUAAAAACAUCGUCACAUCAGCAUGGACUCAGGUUCAGAUGGCGUGCAGGGGCCUUCGUCAGCUGCAGCAGCUGCAGCAGCCGCAGCGCAGUACGGCGAAGUGAAUCAGCUGGGCGGUGUGUUCGUGAACGGACGGCCUCUGCCAAAUGCAGUGCGCCUGCGCAUCGUGGAGCUGGCCAAGCUGGGCAUCAGGCCGUGCGACAUAUCGCGUCAGCUGCGCGUCAGCCACGGAUGCGUGUCCAAGAUACUUGCACGCUUCAACGAAACCGGAUCCAUACUCCCCGGCGCCAUCGGGGGCAGUAAACCGCGUGUCACUACGCCAAAGGUGGUAUCCUACAUCAAGCAGCUGAAACAGAAGGACACGAGCAUUUUCGCGUGGGAGAUCAAGGACCGGCUGCUGACUGACGGAGUGUGCAACCGGAACAAUGUGCCGUCAGUCAGCUCCAUCAGUCGGAUCCUCCGCAACAAAGUUGGCACCCUGCUGCCCCACAGGGGGGCACACACUCCCUACGGCGCGCCCCCCUACACGCCGCUGCACGCGCAUGCGCACGCAUACUCCUUCUACCCUGCGGCUGCUCACUACUCCUACCCGGCGGCUGCGGCUGCGGCUGUACAGCGCAGGUUCGACAUGAAAUCAUCCAAGUCAUCGCCGUCAGCGUCCCCCGGCUCACCCGCCCCCCCUCUGGGGCCACCACCCCCGCACCCCUGGCCACACACCGUAUCCGAAAUCCUGUCGGGGGCGGCACAGGGAGGCGGCAGCAGUGGUCACCCGCCCCCUGGCGGCCCCCAAGACAACUACAACUGCUUCCAGAUGUGCCUGAGCUCACCUUACCAUCCUCACCCCCACGCCACCACCCCCACCACCAUCACCAGCCGGCGGCGGCGGCGGCAGUCGCCUAUCAGGCCGCAUGCGCCGUUUCAGUCGCCAAUCUCAGUGUCGCCGGCGACUCUUAUUGACGCCUGCCAGCACCCAGCAGUCACUCCUUAUUAGACUCAAAACAUAUUUUAUUGUCAACUCAAAACAAGUUGACUCAAUAGAAAUUAUCGACUCAGAAUUCGACUAAAAACAAAGUUGGUUCAAAAGAAAAUUAUUGACUCAAAAGAAAUGAUUUAUAAAAUUUGUUGAAUAGUAAUUGAUACUGUGAAAUUUCUCCAUAUAUGAACACAGUUUUAUUUUUGUCACAUACACAUUUAUUAGAUUUAUACACAGAACUGCAGUUUCGUAUUGAAACCCAACACAUCUUUAGCUGUAAAUGAAUAGAAUGUGUCUAUUUUAUAAUUAUAUCGAUCUAUUGCAUUACAGAUUUGAUAAAAGUUUGUAUUGAUACAUCCAUUGCAAUGCAGGUUCGACAUCGAAGUCAUCGCCGUCAGCGGCAACGUUCAACAUGAAACUGCAGUCCUGUGUACAAAUCAAAUAAAUUUGGAUGUGGCAUAAAUUAAACUGUGUUUUUUUCAAUUAGAAAUAAUUGACUUAAAACAAAUAAGCAAGUAUCUGGUUAUUGAAAAUUUAUAGUCUACUGAUUCGAAAGGAAUCAUCGUAGUAAUCACCUAGAAUAAUUGUUCAACAAGUGCCUCAUUUAUUGAAAUUGGAAGAAAUUUAAUAGUUAAUCAAUAUGAGUAUAAAAUCGAAUAACAUUUCUGAAGCUACUGGUCUGUAUAUCAAUGAAUAAAGUAAUUGAGUGUUGGAUGGAGAGUAAAGUAAUUUUUUGAGAAAAUAUUGCAGUGCAUUUUCCAAUAAAUCACAAAGAUAGCUCAUCAAUGUAACUUAAUAUAGCCCAGUCCCACUGUUAGACUAAACUACUUGAGUAUUUAGAAUGUGAUUUGUUCCCAGAUUAUUAUUUAAAAGUUGGGAAUAUAGCCUACUUGCUAAUACGUCUUCCAGAAAAUUGAGAAAAUAGUUUAUUUCAGAAUGAAUUUUUAAUGUUGUAUUAUUGAGAUAAAUCUUUAUAUGUAUUGCCUUUUGUCGUAGAGACUGACGUAGACUUUCAUCAGUGCAUUUUGAUUAGAGAAACACUUAUUUGGGUUCAGCAAGCCACAAAAAUUACGGGAAACAUAAAUAUUGGGUAACUUUAUGGCUUUGUGGAAGCUUACAGGUAAGGAAUACUCAACUACGCAAGUAGGGCAAGAAAAGUAAAAAUAGUCACUGAAACAAAAAAUUGUUUCAUAAUUUUGAAUGUGAAUAAAUCAAUUUAUCCUUAUCCUCCAGCCAGGAUAUAGCCUACUGAAAUAUUAUAAUUGAAGAAUAUGAAAACUUUGAAUAUGAUGAGUAAUUGAGACAAGAUAUCAAUAAUAUAUUUUGGAAUAAUAGGCCUAUAUAAUUUAUUUUUGUAGUUGUAAUUUCUUGAUGCAGAGCUGUUGAACCUCUUUUACUUAAUAAUUAAUUUAUUAUCUAUUCAUAAAUUGAGGAGAAUUAUCUCGCAACCUAGAACCUGAUUAAUAUAAUUAUUAUCUUAUCCAUAUAAAUAAAAACUAAAAGUUCUUAUAUUGUUUUUAUUUGAAUCAAGUAGCCCAUAUAAGCCAAGUGAUUUUAUCUUAUCCAUAUACAUCGAUGAGAAUAAUAUUAGCGAAUGUAACUUUAAUGGCAUUAAAAGGUUGUGGAGAGCACAUAUGCUUACAUACGUUCAACCUAUAGUGUUUUUGAUUUAUGAUUUUUUGUAUGUAAGUAAAUUACAUUGAACUUGAACCUUUAGUUGAAACUGUAAAUUUAUUACGUAUUUGCCAUUCAAUUUUUAUUUGAAUUCUAUUAAAUUGUGUGCCUUAAUUUUUUAUUUUCUAGUGAGAAUGUGUAUAGAUAAGAUUUUUUGAUAAACCUGAAGUUUGUCCUGCUGUGAUACGACGUAUACUUUAGACGGUUUACAUCACAUUUGCGCUUAAAUAUUUUUUUGCAUAAAUACGCUUUUUUAAUUGUUAUUUUGUCAAUCAUGAAUACAAUGGGUCUGAUGAAUCUUUGAAAAUUAUAAUAAAAAAAACAGAAAUGAGAAGGAUGAAAUAUCGAUAACAGAAGAAUAAAUAGCUGACAAUGAAUAAAGAUUGUCAUUUCUUUCAACUUGAUAAUUUAUCAUAGUAGGAUGACAUUUUAACCUUCAAGUUACCGCGUUGUUUGCUGAUUUCUCCUUUACAUUUUGGUGGUUAAAUAUACAUGGAAAUAGAAGACCAUCGCUAUUAAUUGUAUUGGACAUAAUAUGAUGGAAUUGAGCAAAAUAAUAAAUAAAACGGAAUACACAAAUAAUGAAGCAAAUAGAUAAUAAAUUAAAAAGCCCCUUUUCACAUGUAUUAAUAUUUAGAAAACUCUUGAAUGAAAUGUUCAUUUAUAAAAAAUGAUUACCGUACCUUAAUUCAAACUUCAAUAAAUCUGAAUUAUAACCUUAAAUCUGAAUAAAUUUCACUACUGAUGGCGUUUAGAAAUAUGCAGUAGCUUAAUGAUUAUAUAGGCAGUAGAAAAUGUGUAUUAACUGUCACAGAUAAUAUCAUAUUAUAAUAUUUUACAAGGGAAUCGGAUAUUAAUACAAUACCGUAUCAUAAAAUAUUCAAAUAUGUUAUUUAAUAUAUGAUCAGAGAUCGAUUGACUUGAGUUCAUGCUAAAUAUAACUUUAAGUUUAAAUCAACGAGCAAGAACAGUCAGUUAUUAAUAAUUAUGAUAUGUGCCAGAAGGGGUUCAAGUUUGAUAGGAUAAAAAUGGUCGGAAAUCAUUUAAAUAUGCCAAUUUGUGUCAUCACUUCAAAUGAGUUUUCGUUAUUAUUGAGAAUUAAAAGUUUUGGUAGUGAUAAUAGAUUUGUAAAAUAUGGAAUUUCCAAUGCCUGGUUCACCAUUAUUCGCUAAAAUUGUAUAAUACAGAACGAGAAAUACCCUGGUUGAAAACCCUGUCGUUCAAUUUUUGUCAAUAAAAAAAGGAGCUGAGGUAAGAAUCACAAAAAACAUAAAAUAAUAAGUGCACGUGUGCGUAACAUUUGUAUAAAGAAGAAUCAGGAUAGAAUCCUUGAGGUCAC
Molecule: messenger RNA, 4105 nt
Organism: Nilaparvata lugens (brown planthopper)
Lineage: Eukaryota; Metazoa; Arthropoda; Insecta; Hemiptera; Delphacidae
Product: paired box protein Pax-1
Exons: 4
Coding region: 142-1110 (322 amino acids)
Biological process (GO): regulation of transcription by RNA polymerase II; anatomical structure development
Molecular function (GO): RNA polymerase II cis-regulatory region sequence-specific DNA binding; DNA-binding transcription factor activity, RNA polymerase II-specific
Source: RefSeq, a predicted model, not a curated record